ACGACGUUUAAACGCUCUUUUAACUUGCAGAAAUAUGCAUAAGUCAACAUUGAUAUCGUUCUCCUUGCUCUUAAUUUCAAUCAGCUCAGUUACCGCGGGGAAGAGGCUUGUUUGUUACUUUGGAUCUUGGGCUGUGUACCGAGAAGGAGCAAACGCUUUCAACAUAAGUUCUAUCCCUGUGAAUCUCUGUACGCAUGUAAUCUACUCGUUCCUUGGUCUCUCCUUUGAUGGAACUAUAGAGGUUUUGGACACAUAUACUGAUGAAGAGCUUGAGGGUUUUAAAAAAGUACUGGCCCUCAAAACGUUAAAUAAGAAUUUGAAGGUGAUGAUUGCAGUCGGCGGUGGUUCAUUUGAUCCAGGAACAUUUUCGUGGAUUGUGUCAGACAAUGAUACAAUAAACACCACUGUGAAUUCAUUAGCAGAAUUCUUGACCGUUUACCCUUUUGAUGGUAUUGACUUAGAUUGGGAAUUUCCAAGCAGCGAUGAAGACAAAGCCAACUUUGCUAUUUUCGCAGCUGCUCUCAAGAAACGGUUGAUAAAAAUGAAACCCCGCCGAAUUUUAACUGCGGCCGUCACUGCUGACCCGGAAACUGCGAUUUUGGGCUACGAUAUGAAAAAAUUGGUUAAAUCGUUGGACUGGGUCCAUGUUAUGACUUACGAUUACCACUAUUACGAUGACGGGGUCACUGGAUACAAUGCACCACUAAAAGGAGGAGUCAACGACACUUCCAUAUACGCGUCGGUGGCUUAUUGGAAGAAAAAUGGUUUGCCUGGUGCAAAGCUGGUGCUCGGCAUUCCUCUGUAUGCAAAGACUUUUACCUUGGAAGAUCCCACUCAACAUGAUUUGGGUGCAUAUGUCACCGGUCCUGGAACUGCAGGUCCAAUCACACUAGAAGACGGGGCACUUGACUACAUGGAGGUUUGCUAUUUUUUGAAAAAAACUGGCUGGACAUCUGUUAAUAGCACAUUCUACCAGUCAACUUAUGCCUAUAAAGGGGAUCAGUGGAUUUCCUAUGAAAGCCUCGACAACUACAUUGCUAAGGUAAAAUAUGCAAAGACAAUGGGUGGUGCCAUGGUGUGGAACUUGGCAGGCGAUGAUUAUGCUGGCCGAUACUGCAAUAAUGGGAAAUAUCCGAUUUUGACACUUUUGAAGAAAUACAUAUAAUUCCCCUUGAUUUGGCAGUUGCUUUAUAAUUUCUGCCAAUUAAAUUUAACUUCAAAUAAAUAAUAUCAUAAAA
This is a messenger RNA of Neocloeon triangulifer, 1238 nucleotides long. Its product is annotated as acidic mammalian chitinase-like. Gene Ontology annotation, biological process: chitin catabolic process; carbohydrate metabolic process. The record is from RefSeq and is a predicted model, not a curated record. NCBI's taxonomy places the organism in Eukaryota, Metazoa, Arthropoda, Insecta, Ephemeroptera, Baetidae. Gene Ontology annotation, cellular component: extracellular region. Gene Ontology annotation, molecular function: chitinase activity; chitin binding. The transcript has 9 exons. The coding region runs from base 35 to 1165 and encodes 376 amino acids.